AUAGCAGUGGAAAACCUGACUGCAGCGAGUGUGGCUUGCCUGCAUGUACUUACACAACGACUUGUGGUCAUCAGAAGAGGACGCGUAAGAAUAUAAUUGUGUCUGCUUACACAGGUCACCAUGCCCAACUGCCCCAAGUGCCAGAAACCAGUAUACUUCGCGGAGAGGAAGACGUCGUUGGGGAAGGACUGGCACAGCGCCUGUCUUCGCUGUGAGAAGUGCAACAAGACGCUGACACCCGGGGGUCACGCGGAGCACGACGGCAAGCCGUACUGUCACCAGCCCUGCUACUCCGCACUCUACGGGCCUGGAGGCUUUGGGCGCGGCGGAGCGGAGAGUUACGUGUACAAGAAGUAGAUCAGCACAAGAACUACUUCUGCAUUUCUAACCCCUGUUGAAUUUCCACCUUCUUACACAACAAAGAAACCAAAACAUAUUAGUCUGAGGCAGAUUUUCAAGGUCUCCGUUGGAACUUUUUUAAAAAUUUUUAACUGUUCUGAAAUGAGUUUGUGGAAGUGAACACCAGCCUUUUAAUCAUAAAUCAUUAAUCAACAUGUUGAAGAAGUUUCUUCAUAGAUCUACAAACAAUGUUAAGGCUGUCCAUUAAAAUAAGUUGGAUUUUCCGAAUAUGUAUUUUCAAAUGUUUCCCUCUUCUGAGGUGAAUUUGUUACGUCGAAUGCCAUGCUUGUAAACAUAAAUUAUUAUGAAACAUAUUAAAUAACAGAAAUUUUGGCCUGAGGAUAAUUUUCAAGCUAAAAUUUAAAAACAUUUUAAACUCUAGACUAUAUUUCAAAAUAUUUAAAUGUACGGAGGUGUGUGUGUGUGAUAGUGAAAACUAACCUUAUAACCACAAAUCAGUACUCAGUUGCUGAAGAAACUGUUCUUGGAUCUACAAGAGAAUUUAAAUAGACAUUCUGACAUCCAGUAUUUUUAAAUUGUGAACUGCUUUCAGACUAAUUUAUCCCUGUUGUGUUCACAUACGAGUAUUUUACACGAUGAAACAUACCAGUGUAACAUCUCAGUGGUAUGGGACAUUUAAUCAUUAUGGUCCAUGGACCAUUAAUUGUACAGACUUUAUACUGAAUUUUGAGGCAUACGUUUAAAAAAUCCCCCCAAACAGUUAUGUGACAAGGUUCAUAACUGAUGUUCUUUUUAGUUAUGUAUAAAACAAUAAAACAUAUUUUUAACUAAACUUA
Molecule: messenger RNA, 1196 nt
Organism: Cryptotermes secundus
Lineage: Eukaryota; Metazoa; Arthropoda; Insecta; Blattodea; Kalotermitidae
Product: cysteine-rich protein 1
Exons: 3
Coding region: 121-357 (78 amino acids)
Source: RefSeq, a predicted model, not a curated record